GAAUAACACUCUGGACUACGAUGUUGCAGCUGGUACCAACUUCCAGUACGAGGCUACCGUACUGGCCACAGAUGCCGGCACUCCUCCUCUGACAACUGAGGUCCGCGUUCUGAUCACAGUGACUCCUGUGAAUGAGCACGACCCGGUCUUCCAGGGGCCCUUGGUGAUCGAUGUGCGAGAAGACACCAGGAGGGGGUCAGCAAUAGGCACCCUAAGGGCCACAGACCAGGAUUGGCCCCAUGAUAACAUCCGUUACUCCAUCCUGGAGGGGGAAGGACAGUUCUCUCUUGACCCAAUAGGAGGGCAGCUAUACCUGGACCGGGACCUGGACUUUGAGGUCCAGAUGCAGCACGAGCUGACGGUGAAGGCUGUGGACUUUGAUCAGGAUGUGGACAAAACCAAACUGCGGACAGGCAUAGCACAGAUCACCGUUAUGGUGGUGAAUGUGAAUGAUAAUGCCCCAGUGUGUGACCCUGUGUCCUACGAGUCCACCAUAUUCUCCACACUGGCCACCAACACUGCCAUCCUCAGCCUCACCUGCACUGAUCUGGACAGAGAUCUCCUCACUGCCACCAUCACCAGUGGUUCUGCCGUGGAUCGAUUUGAGAUGAGAGGCUUGGUGCUCUUCUCCAGGAACAUCUUUUCGUUUGUCCCAGAUGGAGUGUACGACGACACGUAUUAUGAGAUCACCAUCUCCGUGUCUGACGGCAAACACAGCACCACUACCGUGGCCUACAUACACGUUGUUCCGUGGACCACCACAAAACCUACAACCACCACCACUACCACAACGAGGAGGCCCGAGGUGGUGACAGUGAUAAAUGACUUCUGGGACCCGGAUCCGUGGUUUGUGGCAGCUCUGACGAUCACGGGAGCACUGCUGCUCCUACUGCUGAGCCUUCCUCUGUGGAUUAAACUCUUCCGUGGCACAGUAUGUCGCACAGGAGAACAGACUGAGCCACUUGUAAAAGAAGGUGAUGACAUGGAUAAGCCAAAUGAUUCAAACAACCAGGACUCUCGCCCGCCUUCUAGCCAGGCUUCCCUUGAUGGCACACUAAGUCUGUCCAAAGUCAGCCUUCAAGAUGAGCUUCUGAGGUUUGAUGGAAAGGCCCAAGAUCCAGUUUCAGGGCGAAGCUACUUGUUCAACUCUGCGACUGGAGAGAGGCGUUGGCUGGACUAAGACACAUGGAGAAGAGAGAUGAUGGAGCCAGACAGACUCGGGAAAAAAUUACAUUUGUACAAAAUACAAUCACUGUUCAUGCCACUUCA
Molecule: messenger RNA, 1269 nt
Organism: Engraulis encrasicolus (European anchovy)
Lineage: Eukaryota; Metazoa; Chordata; Actinopteri; Clupeiformes; Engraulidae
Product: cadherin-related family member 4-like
Exons: 11
Coding region: 344-1180 (278 amino acids)
Biological process (GO): homophilic cell-cell adhesion
Cellular component (GO): plasma membrane
Molecular function (GO): calcium ion binding
Source: RefSeq, a predicted model, not a curated record